AAGCCUACAUUAACGGGUUGUUAGGCUAUAGGUGUGUUACCUGGCAAUCAAAUAAUGGUGACGAAGCAGUUUGACAUUGUAAAGGAAUUUAGUUUGGCCGUUUGAUUUUGUUUGGAGUUGUAGAGUUGCGCCGCACAACAGGAUAAUAGUUUGUUAUAAUAAGUAAAAAUGACUCAGUUUGACUUCAAUGUUGCCCAGUCGCAGGAGGACCAAAACUGUGAUUUCAGCGACUCAGCAAAACUAUGUUGAGCACUUUGUGAUGAGUCAUCUUUCCGUCAUAUCAUAGACAGUAAUCCCUUAGGGUUUGCCUGGUCACUCAAAGAACCUUUCGUUUUACCAUAUCCUCAUACAAACAAGAGAAUGUUUUUUUUUUUUUCUGAAUGCAAAAGGUGGCAAAACAUUAAAUGGUUAAAAAGGGAAGUGGUACCACGUGCCACUGUGUCCUAGAGAGGCUGGUGUUGUUUUCAAGGGAAAGCAGUAUGUCCAGAAAUAUUUCAUUUUCUAAGGGCCUUCUGUUUCAAAGCUUUCAUAUUGGUUACUGUUGCCUAUUGUUGGUGUGUGGAGGGAUAUUGGUUUUGCAAUUUGGCCAUACAGGUACAUUAUGAUAUAAACACUUUAUGAUCAUUAUUAUUCAUAUUUUUUAACUGCUUGGUUUGUACUGUAAAGGGAAAUUGUAUGUGUGUACAUUUGGUAUUUAAAAGGGACAUGUACAAUGUUAAGUAUGUCAUAGUGAACUUACUCAGUGAGGUCUUUAUGACACUGUAAUACCCUACUUCAGAUAAUUCUUUGGAAAAAUUCUACCUUAGAAAAAAGCAUUCUAAGCUAAACAUGCCAAAGCACUCACCUUAAACAAUCAAUGACUGUUUACACAUACAUUGGAUAAUGUUACUUCUCUCUGUUGUUUGUUUGGAUGAGACUCUGUAUUGGUCGUGUCUAUGUUGCAUUGGUUGAUGGAGUUAUAUUUCUUAAUUAACAGCUUCAUCUCCGCUGUGCACUACUCUGUCAUCCAAAGUUAAAAAAAUUCAUACAUUGAAGAAAUGUAAAAUGUAGAAAAUGUAGUUUUGUAUCGUUUCCCUAAAGAUAAGGUAUUUUUCGUCAUUUUUAAACCAGAACUAUAUAACUUUCUGAAUGUUGUGUGGAGGGUUAUGUUGUUUGUAUUUGUGGUACAUUAUAUUGUUAUGUUUAUAAAUAAACAAAAUGUUUAGUUUUGCUGAACUACGGUCACAUUCUAUUUCAUAACAUCUCUGCACUUUCAGUACAUUGGUAGUUUCUCUGCGUCUGACUGCACUCCUGAGGACCUCCUUGUCUAUUCAUUUAGCAUGUCCAAAAUAUUGAAUGUGUUUGAAAAGCUUCCAGCAACAUUAGAGCUAUAUCUCUUCUUAGUUAGAGGUAUCACAUUGCUCAAGACUUCCUGUGUCGGAAGUCAUAUGGUGAAGAGCACUAUAUCACCUUAAAUAGCCCUCAGACUCUGGUUUCAGUCUGCUGUUCUAAAGGAGACAAGCCAUGUGAUGUGUUGCCAUGGACGCUGGGUGCCCUGGCGACGCUAGGAAAUAUAUUGUUACAUAGUCUCUGUCCUGUAUUCCAUUGACCACAGAGCCUUGUGGUUAUAAGGUUUGGAGAGGCAGGUACGGCUUUACACUUUCUACAAUAUGUAGUCACAGAAUGUUUGCAUAUUAAACUGUUCUGUGCAUAUACAAUAUAAAUGAAAAGUAGCAUAAUAUAGGUUUGUCUUAGGCCUUUGUCAUAUAAUGUUGCCUUUUCAAAUGAAUAAUGUUUUAUACAUACAGGUAGACUUAACAGAAGUCAUUUGUAGGAAUGAUUGACAACAUUUCUACCUUUCUAGUGUAAACUGUCAGGAUCCUCCUUUUUGAGUGUCAGUAUUGAAAUGAACAAUGGCUCACUUCAGUAGAGUUCUGGAACUUUCCCAACCCAAAGACUCUAAAACAAUUUGGAUCACCAUUCCAUGGUAUGUGAGAUGGGGCAACCAAGAGCCAAUAUGGCCAAUCUCCUUUACUGCUCUGAAUGCAGCGCCUACAGCGAGACUCUCAGCACUGGCACAGCCCAAGAAAGACUUCUCGGGAUUAAACAGAUGCCAUCGGACCAGAAGCAAAGAGGAAGAGCAUCUCCCCCCUAGGAGGAUGUUGCGUUCUUCCUGCAAGGCGGCCCAGUACGAACACAUUGUCCACCUAUCAACACCCAAGAGGAGAUCCACCAGCUCCCAGGAAAUUAGGUAUCCUCACACAACCUGGUGUGAGCACAGCUGUCCGAUCUGGCACCUCGACCCCAAAGUCAAGACUGCUUACGUCUCACCACGCCUUAGACAGCUGGCCAGUCCCAAAACCAACCAUCCUAGCUUCCAGAGCAACAAGAUCGUGGAGACUUGCAUCUCGCAGACUGCUAAAAGUGCACAGACCACAUCGAGGCUGGAUCUGCUGGCUUUGUCCAAAAAAAGAGAGGAUACGAUGUUCUAUGACAGAGGACGUCCAGAGCAGCCUAUUUGGCUGGUGUCGAAGGGUGCAAUGAAAGCCAAGGCCAGUCCUCGGAUCUCAGAGCUGUCAUUGCCCAAACUGCUUUCCACGGACUACCUUCCUCCAAAGGACUGAAGAAUGUAAGCCUUGUAAAGUGCACUUGUACUAUCAAAAUGCAAAAAAAACAACAACAAAAAAACAGAGAGAAAGGGCGUGGUUAAAGACUGAAAUAAAAGCUCUCUGAGAAGGGUA
This is a messenger RNA of Clupea harengus (Atlantic herring), 2720 nucleotides long. It is a transcript of the gene spmap2l, whose product is annotated as sperm microtubule associated protein 2 like. The record is from RefSeq and is a predicted model, not a curated record. NCBI's taxonomy places the organism in Eukaryota, Metazoa, Chordata, Actinopteri, Clupeiformes, Clupeidae.